GGUAGUUGGAAAGCACCCAAAUUCUCUACAUCGGUAUUGUUGGCUAUACUGCUGGAAAGCAGACGAAAGCGCUUUCAACCGAUUGAGUUACUCAAAGUUGGCCAAAUUGGCUGUGAACGUAAAAUAUGUAUAUGCGAGCGGGGUGAAGUUGUCCGCAGAGUACAGUAGUCGUAUGAUGGCGCAGCAUGUCGGCCGCUUGCAAUUCACGCCGGCAACAAUUAGAAUACUAUUUGUUUCCGCUCUCGUCGCCCAGCUAGCGAAUGUUUACGCUUUUGUCACGGUAUUGGACGACGGUAUCGUCCAACACGGGAACCACGACGACGCUUCAUUGCACGCUGUUCGAUACGUAGUGAAAUCAGCGCAUGUGAUAACGGCAUCCGCCGCUCCCAUUGCUUCGUUGUCGGUACCUUCUAACAAUUUCCUUAAUGAUCCUCUUAUUGAAUUCCUGGGUGUCGAGUUUGAUCACGAUCUCGCAGUUCGAUGGUCGUCAUCGAGUCACGACUGUCCCUUGAAUUCAAAUUACACUUUGGAUGUGAUAUGGAUUUCGUCGACGAGAGACCGCGUGGUCUUCAAGUUCCGAACAAUUCCUGAUGUGAAUGUUAUCACUGUCUAUUUUUGUCUGAAAGACGAUGAAGAUGACAAGAGAUGGAGCAAUCUUGGAAAUAUUAUUUCCGUCGAAUUUCCAAGGAAAUAUCUUCGUGCUCGCCGCGAUGCUCCAUUAUCUCCGCUCGCGCAAAUUGAGACAAAUAACUACAUGCCCUUGUUCAUCGAAGGGUUGAGGGUAGAAUCAGCCGACAAAGAACCUAGUUACAACGAGAAAGGAAUCCCCGAGAUUUUGGUAGAAACCAAUGCCGUGAUCCGUUUAUUCGGCACCGGAUUCACGCCAGACACUGUGAUCACUUUUACUGAUAUGCUAGCGAAAAGAGACACUCUUUGCGAUAAGAUCAAAAGCAAAGAAUUUCCUGUGGAAAGCAUAGAAGGCAAUACAGCAACCGUUCGUGUGGUGCUUCCCGCUUCUGUGGAGAAACCGACAUUUUACAUCUGCGCAAAACGACCGAAAUACGAACGGGAGUAUUCGAAGGAGAAUGUGCUGUUCAGACACCAAGGCACUGCCGUAUAUAAUGCUAUCGGCACAUACGAGAAAUUAUUACCGUUUUGGCUUACUAUCUUGAUCAUUCUCACUUGUCUCAGUUUAUCUGCUCUUUUCUCCGGACUCAAUCUCGGUUUAAUGGCGAUAGAUAGGACCGAAUUGAAAAUACUUGUCAACACCGGCACGGAAAAGGAGAAAAAAUAUGCGAGAACUAUACAACCAGUAAGAAAUCACGGAAAUUACCUUUUGUGCUCGAUUUUGUUUUCCAACGUUCUUGUCAACUCAGUGUUCACGAUAUUAUUGGAUGAAUUAACAUCCGGAAUUGUUGCUGUUAUCUGCUCAACAUUGGCUAUUGUGAUUUUUGGUGAAAUUUCACCACAGGCCUUUUGUAGCAGGCACGGAUUGUGUGUCGGUGCAAAGACCAUCUAUUUGACCAAGAUAACAAUGCUGCUCACUUUCCCUCUUAGUUAUCCGAUCAGCAAAAUUCUAGAUUGUAUGCUUGGAGAAGAAAUUGGAAAUGUGUAUAAUCGGGAACGUUUGAAAGAACUAGUCAAGGUAACGAAUGAAUACAACGAUUUAGAGAAAGAUGAAGUAAAUAUAAUUGCAGGAGCGUUAGAACUGCGGAAGAAGACCGUGACAGAUGUAAUGACUAAAAUUGAAGAUGUAUAUAUGUUGAACUAUAACGCUAUUUUAGACUUCGAAACUGUGUCUGAGAUUAUGAAAUCAGGAUAUUCGCGUAUACCAGUAUACGAAAAUGUAAGAACAAACAUAGUAACGAUGUUGUAUAUCAAAGAUCUCGCAUUUGUCGAUCCCGACGAUAACAUGCCACUCAAAACACUUUGCCAAUUUUAUCAAAAUCCGUGCAAUUUUGUUUUUGAAGAUGUCACGUUGGAUAUCAUGUUCAAACAGUUUAAAGAAGGUAAUAAAGGUCACAUGGCUUUCGUGCAAAGAGUAAAUAACGAAGGCGAAGGUGAUCCGUUUUACGAAGUAAUUGGAUUGGUUACAUUGGAAGACGUUAUCGAGGAAUUAAUUCAAGCUGAAAUUAUGGACGAGACAGAUGUAUUCACGGAUAACAGAAGCAAACGUAAGAGGCAGGUUCGUUCAAAAGUGCCAACAGACUUUACUAUCUUCGCGGAGAGAAAAGAAAAUCAACGAAUUCACAUUUCACCACAAUUGACAUUAGCGAUGUUCCAGUAUUUAUCUACAGCUGUGGACUCGUUCAAAAAGGAUGUUAUAUCAGAAACGAUCUUACGGCGUUUAUUGAAGCAAGAUAUUAUUUAUCAUAUCAAAGUAAAAUCGCGCGAGAAAGCCAAAACUGAUCCUGCCGCCGUAAUUUAUCAACAAGGGAAAGCGGUCGAUUACUUCGUGUUAAUCUUGGAAGGUCGCGUUGAAGUAAUGCUCGGCAAAGAAAAUAUGAUGUUCGAAAGCGGUCCUUUUACAUAUUUCGGAUCACAAGCUCUCACUGCUAAUAUCGGAAUGGCCGAAUCGCCUACGAAUGCGAAUCCACAAACGAUUGGAAGUAUUCAGUCUGUUAAUUUGGAUUCUAUGUUGCGUCAUACUUUUAUACCGGACUAUACCGUGCGUGCAGUGACCGAAGUAUUCUACGUAAAGAUUAAGAGAUCUCUAUAUCUUGCCGCAAAACGCGCAACACUUUUGGAGAGAAGUCAAAAAGACCCAUUACCUAGUCAUGAACAAUUCGACGAUGAAGUGGAGAAGUUGUUGCAUUCUCUGGAGGAAGACGAUCGUAGUGUACCUGAUUCUCCGAUAUUAACUGCAGAUAAAACUGCGGAGAAUGAAAAAGGAAAAGAUGCUGUUAAUCAUUCACCUAUACGCAGCGUGACGGCGCCGACAUCGCCGCUUCCGGUCAGCUCCAGCCCAGUCCCCAACUCCAAAUUUGUCUCACCGCGAAACGACGGGAAAACGAAAACUUUAUCACCCAAGGCACAAACGAGUCCAGUAGAAGCUCAUCAGAUUAAACGUGAUUCGCUAAAUGUGCUGGAUGCAGAUGUUCUUACUCGUCAAUCCGAAGCAGCGCGGAUAUUGUCUACGAAAAAAAUGAGCGACGACGAAGAACGAAUUAAUCUUUUACCCAAACCAGAUAACUCUUAACACUUACAGAACGGCCGACGAAGUUCGAUUCUGUCGGUGAGAUAACGUCAAGAACAUCGAAUUACACGUACAGUAGGACAUACUGGCAUGACAUUAUAUUGCUACUGUGGCACUAGAUACUUCACGCAUUAUUUAAAUAUUUAUGAGAAAAGUACUUAUAUUUUUAGCAAUUGGCUCAGAGACUGUACCCGACACUGAUUUUCAUACAUUGCUAAUUGUUUGGUAGAAUGUGUGAAAACUCUUUCUCUUUUUUCUUCUAUCUCUUGUUUUAGCUGUAGUUUAUACUUAAAAAAAGAACAUGUAGUAAAAGUACGAAGUUAAUUGUCAUCAAGAACAUUGUAUACAGUAAAACUCCAGUAAUUUCGAACACUACAAUUUCUCCUUGAUAGGCGGGCCAAUAGUUUCCCCCACUAUUCAUGAUUCCCCGAUAUUCUUGAGUGAUUGCGCAACUCGUAGAAUGCGCAGAUAACAAAGAGAGAAACACGAUGACUGCAUCUUUUGUCUCUUGCUACCAGUUGGUCGCUCGGAAAGGGAAAAAAAUAAUUUCGAAUUCUAGGAAGAAUCAGUUCCAUGUGCUCGAAAUUACUGGAGUUCUACUGUAGAUAAUAAUAAUCAUGAUAAAUUAUCAAGAUAAAUCAUGAUAUUGCAGACUUUAUUUUUCUAAAGCUUAUCAGAUGAAGAAAAAAAGAUAGUGCAUAAAAGAAUUGCUUUAGUAGUACGUUGAUUCUGAUACUUUUGAACUGAAGAAUAUUGAACUUUUUUAACUCGAUAUAUUGAACUUCCAUUUUGUAGUUGUAAAUGUACAUAUAUAUCAACGAUUUUUCUGCCUUUUUAAAUAUAUCUUUUUAUAUAUUUCUAUAGAUUGUCUCUGGUAUGUGUAAUGAAAAAUACAUGCUGGGUACAGUUUUUAGCUAAUCCGGAAAAAAGUGAUAAAAACUAUGCUGUAAUAAUUGCCUUCAUAUUAUUUUGAACAUAUAUUUUAGUAUAACAAUUUGUUAUGUAUGCAGAAUGCGACUGGAUAGUUGAUAUAAACAACAAAAGAGUGAUCGUGUAAACUUAAGUCGACAAUGUGAAGUGAAAAUUUUGUUGCGGAAAAAGAUGAGUUUUGACAAGAAGCUUUGAUUUUGAAAAUUUAAAAUGAAAGUUUAAUAUUUACUUUUUUGUUGUGCGCUUAUUCUCUAAUCUCUAAUGAUAUAUGAUCAAGAUUAUUAAAGAUUAUCUAAGCGUAAAACAAAGUAAAUAAUAUGUAUAUGUAAUUUUGCACAAAAACAUUUUAAUUUUUUUUUUUUCUACUUAUUUUUGCACAAAAAUUAAUUUUUUGUUCUUGUACCAUUUGUCCUGCUGCAUUCUGUAUACAGAAUAAACAUGAGAUUCAACGACGCGAUCAGCAGAAACAAGUUUAUAUAUAGAUAUACAUAUAUAUGUGUAUACAGGGUGUCCCAGAAUUGGUGUGACAUCUCUCGUAAGCAGGGA
Molecule: messenger RNA, 4672 nt
Organism: Pseudomyrmex gracilis
Lineage: Eukaryota; Metazoa; Arthropoda; Insecta; Hymenoptera; Formicidae
Gene: uex
Product: metal transporter CNNM4
Exons: 14
Coding region: 173-3199 (1008 amino acids)
Biological process (GO): magnesium ion homeostasis; transport
Cellular component (GO): plasma membrane
Molecular function (GO): transmembrane transporter activity
Source: RefSeq, a predicted model, not a curated record